CGUCCAACGUCCCCUCGUGGAACCUAGGCUGCCUACUUCUACCGCCCGCCGUCCCUCAAGCCAGUGCUAUCCACGUCUUCUUUGUCUCCGCCGCCGGUCCAGAGCGAAUUAUUAGAUUCGACAUUUCGGACCAGUAUCGGAGACGGCGCCAUCUGCCAAUCGCCACUCACCCACCGCAGCAGCCAUGGACACCACUUUCAUCACUAUUCACGACCUUAGCGAGGAUGCUCAUAUCCUCUACUCUUCCGACUCUAUCGUUGACGUUCUCGGCCACACUCCGGACGAGGUUGUCAAUCGAUCAUGCUGGGACUUCUUUCACCCGGAAGAAGUCCCGGUUGCGAAGCAGCUCCACAGCCGCGGCGUGAGGCUCGACAAGGCCUCCGUUCUGGCCUACUGUCGCAUCAAGAAUCGACAGGGUGCGUGGAUUGGGUGCGAAUGCUGCUUCUCCGUCGUCUACGAUGUCAUGGUGUGCUGCACCUCCAUCUACCGACAAGGAAUGAAUAGUCAGAAGCGUGCGGUAGACGCUCCCAUCAUCCGCAAGCUGUUCGCUUCGUCCCCCAAGGAUCCCCGUUAUCACAUGCUGUCACACUUAUCCAGCAAGUUCACCCUCGGACCCGACGAUCAGACUCACGAGCCACGAGCUGCUCUCUUCCUCAACCGCUUCACCCGGACCUUGACCGUCAUGUAUGCAACCAGCGGAAUCGAGCAGAUCAUCGGUAUCCCGAGCGAAGCCAUGAUAGGCCGUAGCUUCUAUUUCUGCAUCGAGCACAACUGCCUGGAUGAUGCCGUCCGAUGUCUUGAAUCCGCCAAAGGCAAUGAUUCCAUCGCUUAUUUGCGCUUCUUCUUCCGUGACCCGCGUCAGGACGAUCCACCUGAAGCGGCUACGUCUGAGAGUGAGGACGAUAUCAUGACUGACAUCACGGACGAGUCUGAUGCCGGAGCGGACGUCGGCGCACCUUUGACUUCAGGUGAAGAGUCUUCCAACAGCCGAUCGCACCCUUCCAACAGCAGGGAGGUCAGCGGCGAGGAGGGUCCUUCAGGCUCACGUGCCCAAUCUGGCAACAGCGCCCAUCCAUCGAACCAAGGAUCUGCGGCUCGCUCAUCCACGUCUUCCUUGCCAGCGGGCUCACCAUACUCCGAGGCUCGCGAUGAGCCCAUCGAGCUAGAAGCUGUCGUCUCUUGCACAUCAGACGGGCUCGUCGUCUGCCUACGUCGCGCCCGCCCUAUGAUCCCAACGGCAGUCUCGGCCACCCAGCCUGCCCAACAUCACGGUAUCUUUGCUGCCCCUUGGGCACCCCAGCCUGUCUUCUUCCCGCCCCUUCCACACCAACCUCCCUAUCCGCUUGGUGCCCAGCAUCCAGCUAUGGCGCAGGCAAGACCUCCUGCGGCGUUCCAGAAUGCUUUCAUGCAGAGCAUUCGCGAUGUUGCGGUCUUCGCAUGGGCUCUCGUCGGAAUCAACGGAAGCCUUGCGGACUACUCUCGCGGCAAACCGAUUGGCGAGAGCCAGCCGCCGGAGGGCUUUCCAAUUUGGGACCCCAAGCCAGGAGAGGUAUCAGCUGCGCCCUCUGGCUAUGCAUCAGGCUCUGGUAGCUCAUCGAGCAACGAUCCAUACGGCUUCGGUGACCCUGGCCUUAGCUGAAGAAGCAGGCUCAAAGCCGGCAGCAGCUGUACAACCUCGCUACUCUCUGCCAUCCGCCAGCUCGAGCGUAAUCUCUUCUGCAGUAUCAUCUCCUACGGCGAUCAGCGCGCAUUA
This is a messenger RNA of Trematosphaeria pertusa, 1753 nucleotides long. RefSeq lists its product as uncharacterized. The record is from RefSeq and is a predicted model, not a curated record. Gene Ontology annotation, molecular function: protein binding. The coding region runs from base 185 to 1639 and encodes 484 amino acids. The transcript is spliced from 3 exons. NCBI's taxonomy places the organism in Eukaryota, Fungi, Ascomycota, Dothideomycetes, Pleosporales, Trematosphaeriaceae.